Molecule: messenger RNA, 1497 nt
Organism: Fusarium vanettenii 77-13-4
Lineage: Eukaryota; Fungi; Ascomycota; Sordariomycetes; Hypocreales; Nectriaceae
Exons: 6
Coding region: 1-1497 (498 amino acids)
Molecular function (GO): oxidoreductase activity, acting on paired donors, with incorporation or reduction of molecular oxygen; iron ion binding; monooxygenase activity
Source: RefSeq, a predicted model, not a curated record
AUGCCAACAAAAAGGCCGCAUCUACAGUUUGAAAAAUGGGCCAAACAGUACGGACCGAUAUACUCACUCAUCCUGGGAACCAAAAUCAUGAUUGUCCUGUCAUCGGAUGAGGCAGUAAAGGAUUUGUUGGACAAGAGGAGCGCGAUAUACUCGGACAGACCUGAUAUGUACAUUGGCCAGCGCAUCGCGAGUGGCGGCCUCAGACUUGUUCUCAUGGUGAGGCGUCCUUGUCUUCUACUGUACGGGAGCAACUGGCGGAUGAUUCAUCGCAUGAUACACAAGGCCUUGAAUAUCACGGUCGCUGCGACCUAUUUGCCCUACCAGGACCUUGAGAACAAAGUUCUUUUGACCAAUCUCCUAGAUACGCCUGACGACCUCUUGCCUCACAUUAGGCGUGCUUCAUACUCCCUUUCCACUCAGAUGAUAUUCGGGUUUCGGUGCAUCAGCAACCAGGACCCAAAGCUGCUCCAACUUUUCCAUGGCUUCGAUAAAUGGAGCGCCUUAUCUGGAAGUGCCAGCGCCCAGCUUGCCGAUCUCUAUCCUGCUCUCCAGAAUCUCCCUGAUUUCAUCGCUCCCAACGUCAGCUACGCAAGAAAGCUGCACCAAGCUGAGAAGAAGAUGUAUCUGGGUCAUUGGGCGAGGACAAAGCAGGCGAUCGUGGACGGUCGCGGACUCCCAUGCUUCUGUAACGAUAUCUACCGCGCGCAGUUGACCGAGGGAUUUUCCGAUGAUGCUGCAGGUUAUAUCAGUGGGUCGUUGCUAGAUGCUGGGUCAGAUUCCACCGCCUCGACCCUCUACGGCUUCAUCUUGGCAAUGCUCAUCUGGCCCAAUGUUCAAAAGAGAGGCCAGGAAGAAGUUGAUCGCGUGGUUGGGCCAGAUCGCCUGCCCACCAUGGAAGACUAUGACCAGCUGCCCUUUAUUCGUUGUUGCAUCAAGGAGACUCUGCGGUGGAUGCCCACGGUCGUUCUUGGGGUGCCGCACAACGUGACCAAGGAUGAUAGUUAUCUAGGCUAUCAAAUCCCCAAGAACUCUUCAAUCAUCAACAACGUCUGGGCAAUUCACAUGGAUGAAACGCGAUGCCCGGAGCCGCGAGUCUUCAACCCAGAUCGUUUCAAAGACAUUCCAUCAACCCUCUACCAAUCCGUCAUUGGAGAUGUUGCGAAGCGCGACAAUUUCGUCUUUGGUGCCGGACGUCGCCUCUGCCAGGGCAUCCAUAUCGCUGAGCGAAGUCUCUUCUUGGCCAUCUCACGAUUUUUCUGGGGGUUUAAUUUUCUCCCAACCAAAGAUGAAUACGGACACCCUGUCCAGUACGAUGCUGAAGAUUUGGUUGGGGGUAUCACUGUCCAACCUGCAGACUUUCCUGCCGUCAUUGAAGCACGAUCUAAGCGCAGAGCAGACAUCAUCAGGAAAGAGGCACAGGAGAGUGAGAAAUCGCUUGAUCCCGAGACUUUACAGUGGAUCAAGGUGCCAGAGGGAAUGGUGUUUAACAACGAAUAA